Molecule: messenger RNA, 4867 nt
Organism: Epinephelus lanceolatus (giant grouper)
Lineage: Eukaryota; Metazoa; Chordata; Actinopteri; Perciformes; Serranidae
Gene: acbd3
Product: acyl-Coenzyme A binding domain containing 3
Cellular component (GO): Golgi membrane
Molecular function (GO): fatty-acyl-CoA binding
Source: RefSeq, a predicted model, not a curated record
CCGGAACUUCCGCCAAGACUAAACGGAAGUAGGUACGUGGCCGCUUCAGCUGACAGUCUACAUGAUGGCGACAGAGGUUCAGAGCGGCGACCUCGACAGUGCUACUUCCAGCCGGCUCGAAGUUUCCAUCGAUGGCCUCACCCUCAGUCCCGAUCCGGAGGGCGAGCAGAUCCAGGUCGAGGAGCCGGACCCCAGACCCGCGGAACCCGAGACCGACACGCCGGGUGCCGCGGGUGGCGAAGAUGGAGAGACAGCCAAAUCUGCCAUAGAGAGGAAAUGGGGCUUUCCUUUGCUGGAGCUGUACGGAAUGAGCCUUAAAUUCUUCAAAGAUAAAGAUGGAAAAGCCUUCCACCCGACAUACGAGGAGAAGCUGCGGCUGGUCGCUCUGCACAAACAGGUGUUACUGGGCCCUUAUAAUCCUGAUGCUUCACCGGAGGUUGGCUUCUUUGAUGUCCUGGGCAACGACCGCAGGAAAGAGUGGGCCUCCCUGGGUAACAUGGAGAAGGAGGAGGCGAUGGUGGAGUUUGUCAAACUGCUGAACAAGUGCUGUAACCUCUUUGCUCCCUACGUCACCUCACACAAGAUCGAAAGGGAGGAGCAGGAGAGGAAAAGGAAAGAAGAAGAGGAGCGUCAGCGGCUGGAGGAGGAGGAGAGGGAGCGACAAAGGCAGGAGGAGGAGAGACGGAGGCUCGAGGAGGAGGAACGGCUGAGGAGAGAGGAGGAGGAAAGGAGACAGGCAGAAGAGGAGAGGCUACGGAUUGAGCAGCAGAAACAACAGAUAAUGGCAGCGUUGAAUGCGCAGACGGCAGUGCAGUUCCAACAGUACGCUGCUCAGCAAUACCCCAACAGCCCUGAGCAACAACUGGGCCUCAUCCGUCAGCUUCAGGAGCAGCACUACCAGCAGUACAUGCAGCAGCUCUACCAGGUCCAGCUGGCCCAGCAACAGGCGGCCUUACAGAAGCAGCAAAUGCAGGCUGAUUCCAUGGUGCAGGGCACCCUCGAAUCGAGCGGCUUCAACAGUGGUGAACCCAUCCCUGCCUCAGCAGCGGGACCGUUGUGCGCAGCUUCACCACCUGCUGGCGAGGAAACCCCAACAGUCAAUGGAGGCCAGUCGGACUCGUACUCGGAGAGCAUAGACCGGGAGCCGGAGCCUGAGCCGGCGGAGGAGGUCUCAGAGAACGGGCCUUUAUUAGCAGACUCCCCACCAGUCAUAGCCGCUCCCUCCAUGUGGACACGACCACAGAUCAAGGACUUCAAGGAGAAAAUCCGGCAGGACGCAGACAGCGUGAUCACAGUGGGGCGUGGCGAGGUGGUGACAGUGCGUGUGCCCACCCACGAGGAAGGCUCUUACCUGUUCUGGGAGUUUGCCACGGACUAUUACGACAUCGGCUUCGGGGUCUUCUUCGAGUGGACGGACGCCGCCUCCGCCUCGGUCAGCGUGCACGUGUCGGAGUCCAGCGACGAGGACGAGGAUGAAGAAGGUGAUCCUCCCACUGAGGAGGAGAAGGCGAAGAAGGAGGCGGGGAAGCCCCAGGUGGAUGAGAUUGUGCCGGUGUACCGGCGGGACUGUCAUGAGGAGGUGUACGCUGGCAGCCACCAGUACCCCGGCCGCGGAGUCUACCUGCUCAAGUUUGACAACUCCUAUUCACUCUGGCGCUCCAAGAGUGUUUACUACAGAGUCUACUACACCAGAUAAGCCUGAAUACAGACACAGGGGAGCCAAGGAGUGUGUUUGUUCAUAUAUGUAUGUGUCUGUUUGUUUGUGUGUGUGUGUGUAGGAGGAGAUUUGUGCGAUGGCAGCCUGUAUGUGUGUGUGUGAGGAAGAGAAAGUGAUGCCAGAUCUAUUCUGGACAAAACCACCAGAGGGUGACAAAGAGACAUCUGGAGCCCUAGGUUGAAGAUUGGACUAAUAUGUAUGUACUGUACGUGUAUGCGUGUCCCAAGAUACACCCAUGCUAGACCUCAUCAAGCCCUCGGAGCCCUGUCGUAUAUCCACCACCUGUCCUCGCUGCGCUCACAUAGACCAAGCUGUAUGACUUUGCUCUCACAUUGUAUUUUACCACUUUUCACCCUGGGCUCCUCUUCUGUCACUGACCCCCCCCCCCAGCCCAACACUGUCCAGCGUGGCCUUGUGGCUGCUUCUGCCCUGAGUGACACUUUCAUAACCGUGAACAGAAACCCGGCGAGUGCAGCGCUCUGUGAGUUUCCUGUUUGGUGGUAAUAGUGGUCGUUUAUACCCACAAGAACACAGACAAUGUUGAAGAUCUAACGUUAUUGCAGAUGUACUUCAUAACACUAUGCCUCUGUUCCACAGAGAGUUCCUGGUCUUUGCCAAGUCUCUCACACACAUUAAAAACACCAUUGUACACAAAGUUAAUCUUUUUUUUUUGUUGUAUAACAGUAGUCCGUUAUUCUCUGCCCUUGUCACCGUGCAUAUAUGAAGAUCUGGGAGGAUGUUCAGUGGAAGCAGUGCUCUUUCUGGCUUGUGCCUGCCCCAAAACAGGCUGUCUCUCCUCUCACCUUACAAUCUGAUAGACAGAGUGCACCAGGAGUAGAUUUUUUCAAUGGAGGCGAGUGGCAAAAUUAAUGAAGGACAGGCAAGAAGUCAUACUGUGGAGGCAAAAAAAAAAGAGACAUAAGUAUUUGAAUUUUAAAAGCCACUGAAGACUUGAUAUUGAAAUUUAAUCACCGUUGAAUUCAUAAUAUUGAAAUGCUUUAUUUUGGAAAAGCAUUUGUUUUUUUUACCUUGUUGAAUUUUUUUUUUUUUUUUUUUUUUUGGCAGUUUUAAAAGCUGAAUUGGAAUUUUUUUUUGGUGUUCACAAAUUCAGAUCCAAAAUUUUAAGUUUCAAAAUUUGAAAAAAAAAAAGGUUGCUCAAAUUUAAUUGGUCAUAUUCAGAUCUAAAAAUCCUACUUUAAAAAAACUUAAACAACAGACAAAUUAGAAUUUAAAAAAAAAAAAUAAAAUUGCUGUGUUUUUUUCCCCCAGUGUUCAAGUUUCAGAAAUUGGAAAAAAAAAAAAGUUCAAAUUUAAUUGGUCAUAUUCAGAUCUAAAAAUCCUAGUUGAAAAAAUUUAAACAUCAGACAAAUAUAGAUAGUUUUUUUUAAUUGCUGUUUUUCCCCCAGUGUUCACAAAUUCAGAUCCCAAAAUUUAAGUUUCAGAAUUUGGGGGAAAAAAAAAAAAAAAAAAGAUUUGAAAAAAAAUAGGUAACUAAAAUUUCAUUGCUUAUGACUAGAUCUAAAAAUUCUAAAAAGUUUAAAUGUCAGACAGAUUAGUCAAAACAUUCAGGCUCAAUUGCCUGUAAUGUCCUUGCUUCACCGUGAAUUUUUAGAUCUGAAUUUUUGAACAUUUAAAAAAAAAAAACAUAUGGUCAAAUUAAUUGAAAUUGCAAAUCAAGAAAUUUCACAUUUUAAUUUUCAAAGAGGAAAAUUCCAAACAAAUAAAUUCAGAUAUAUAGUUUUCAAAGUAAAAUAUUUCAGUGCUGUGAAUUUAGAGUUUAAAUUUCAAUAUUCUACUCAUACUCUUUUUUGCUUCCAUAUCAUUCCAUGGUUGAGAGUGAGCUCAUGAGUCUUUAACGAGUGAGUUAAAACACAGGAUGCACAUAGAAAUGUGGCUCUCUGGCUUUAUACGUGCAAACAUCUCAGUGUGUGAUACAGAACAAGUUUAAAAAUUACUAAAUAAAUAUUUGUUCUCCCUUUAUCCCACAUAUUUUUUCUAUCUGUGUGUCUUGUUUCCACAUAACUGAUUACAUUAUACCAUCAACUGUCCUUUUCUCAUCAAUUCUUCAUGACAGAAUCAAGAAAAAAGGAGCUAGUAUUACGACAGAAGUUAUAUUAAUUAUCAUUCUGUUUGUCUGGAGAUGCUGUACUCAGUUCUGACACACAGAUACACCCAACAGUAAAAGUUCUGCCAUGUUUCGGAGGUCAUGACACUGUUACAUCUUUGCAGCGCUCAGAAAAACAUUACACAGAAUCCAGUGUUGCUGUUCUGUUUUUUUCUUUCUCUUCCUGGUAUGACUUAACUCAAAGUGUCAUCUCGAAUAAGGUAUCGUGAAUAAACUGAGAUGAUGUAGACUUAUUUUUUGUGUCUUUGGUGACGUGGUUGCUUACUAACUCAGUUGUGACAUCCGAGUGUAUUCAGCUUCUUUUUUUUUCUUCUCUAAAUUAAUUUGUUGCCAUAUUUUAGAUUCACUCUGUUCAGUUUCUCAUUACACGCCUGCUUUGUGUACCUCCCACCUCGGUGCAUUAUGAGCAAUGUGUGCAGGAGGCAUCAGAGCUGUAUUUGUACAUUUUUUUUGUGUGUGUAUGCAACCAAACUUUAAAGACACAGAGGCGGACUGACUUGCAAGCUGAGUAAUCCUCCAAUGCCCUCGCUGAGUGUUCGCUCAUCACAUUAUUUAAUUUGAGGCCACUCCUGCCUCCUCUUUCCAUUUGGUGAUUUGUGUACCAAAAUGUCACAAUGGCUCAACCGAGCCGUGAAGUUUAAGAAAGUUCCCAUAUGUUCUGAUGUGUGAUGUUUGUUUUUUCUUAUUAUUGCUCACCAAAUUUGGUUCGAGUCGACUUGUUCAAGCCUUGUAUGUAAAUAAUUCUAUAAAUGAGUUUAUGUAUGGGGGUUUUAGAUGUGGAAGAAGGCAAUGGUUUUGAGAAUCAUUGCACUGUAUAAUAUGGUGAAUGACAGAUAUGUAUACAUUUUACCCCGAAUGAAAGUCCAAAACUCAUAGGAAGUAUAAAAUUGUAAGACUCUAUCGACAUGACAGACAGAAAAGCUCAUCUUUUUGUAUUGUUUUGACUUGUUUGGAUCUCUUAUGAGUUGCAAGAUCUUUUUUGGGCAUAUAUUUAAUCUUGAUUAAACUUAUGUUCAUCUCUAAAA